UCUGAGCUGAAUGGGUGUACUUUAAUCACACAUACCACAGAACUCUAUUCACUUUGGAUACAGAGGAUAUUCCAAGAGGACCUUGUCUUAUUUUCUUUAAAACUAAUUUCGAAAGUUUAUUCCUUCCAACUUUUCUGAACUUCCACAUUUCCUGGAGGCUGAUUCCUGAAGUUGGUUUAAAACUUUGUGCAGCUGCUUUAAGACUGCUGCAGUGGAUUCACACUGAGGAGGAGAAUAACGGUCAUCAAGCUCUCAAGAUGCCACGUUCAUUUUUGGUGAAGAAGUAUUUUACAAGCAAGAAGCCAAACUACAGUGAACUGGAGAGCCAAAAUGGUCCAAUCUCUGCCAUGGUACCAGAGCGCUAUCCGCUUGCAGAACUACCAACCAAAGAAGAUGGCUCCCUGGUGACCACCUACACUUCAGCUCUUGUAUGGACCACCAGCGCCCUUCCACUUUCCUUCCCUCCUUCAUCGCCUACCACACCAUCCUCCAUCGCACCACUGGACCUCAGUUCUCCAUCCAGCUCGGGCGAGGAAGAUGAAGGCAGAACUUCUGACCCCCCGAGUCCGGAUCCUUCGGACCGUUUCCAGUGUGCCCACUGUGGGAUUUCCUGCAGCAGUCGUGCCGCACUUUCUCGCCACCAGCUCUCGCAUUGCAGUGCAGGCACCAACACUAACCUGGUUGAGAAUUCCAACAUGGCUGACAGCACUACAACAAGAGCUGCCUUCCGGUGCAAACACUGCCCCAAAGAGUACAACAGCCUGGGAGCUUUGAAGAUGCACAUCCGCUCACACACGCUUCCAUGCGUCUGCACCACCUGCGGCAAGGCGUUUUCCAGACCAUGGUUACUCAGGGGCCACAUUCGUACACACACCGGUGAGCGUCCGUUCUCAUGCCCUCAUUGUAAUCGGGCUUUUGCUGACCGUUCCAACCUGAGAGCUCAUCUUCAGACCCAUUCAGAGGUGAAAAAGUACCAGUGUGGCACCUGCUCUCGAACCUUCAGCCGCAUGUCACUCCUGCACAAACACACCGUCUCCAGCUGCUGCCCAAACGCCUAGACGCUCACACACAGCUACUCACCCACCCACGAUGGAGGUGGGAGUGUUAGCAAUGUUAAACCAUCCUGUUGACUGAGUCUGAUCCUGACCUGGUGGACGAACUCAGGUUAAGGGGCGAAGCGAAAAAUAUCCGCUGGAAUGAACCCCAAAAAUGCUUCCGAAGUGCCUUAUAUUGUGUUUCUUUUUCUUCACUGGGUUUCAUACCAGACAAAGACAUAUUUAGGCAACAUCGCACAAAUGCUGCGAAAUGUUUUCCUAACCCAGUUUGAUCAAGGUUAACAGGGGGGGUUGUGUUCUGCAGUUGGGCCAUGCGCCUCAUUCUCAAGAUGCCCAUCGGUGCCGGCUGGUCCGGCCCUUUCCUUUUGCGUGCAGCUGCUGGAGAGGGGGAAGUGUGUGUGUGUGUGUGUGUGUGGUGUAAGGGGGGGAUCUCUCACCAUGCUCCACACACUUUGCAGCGAUGUAUUGGGACAGCUGUGUGAGCGGAGGCGGCGUGUUGACAGACAUUUCAGCCCCGUAGAGCUUUCCACACUUCUCUGAAAAAAAAAAAAAAAAAGCAAUAAACGCUGUCAGAUUGUACCAACACUCAUCCCUAAUGCGUUUUAUUUCCAAACAUUUGUAUCACGUCUCUGAAUGUGUAUUCUUUUUUUUUUACUCAAAUAAAAUGUAAAGUGUGCACUAAA
Pangasianodon hypophthalmus (striped catfish) is the source of this 1738-nucleotide messenger RNA. RefSeq names its product snail family zinc finger 1b (gene snai1b). The transcript has 3 exons. Bases 258 to 1058 code for a protein of 266 amino acids. Gene Ontology annotation, molecular function: RNA polymerase II cis-regulatory region sequence-specific DNA binding; DNA-binding transcription factor activity, RNA polymerase II-specific. NCBI's taxonomy places the organism in Eukaryota, Metazoa, Chordata, Actinopteri, Siluriformes, Pangasiidae. Gene Ontology annotation, biological process: regulation of DNA-templated transcription. The record is from RefSeq and is a predicted model, not a curated record.